This is a messenger RNA of Eruca vesicaria subsp. sativa (arugula), 639 nucleotides long. Lineage: Eukaryota; Viridiplantae; Streptophyta; Magnoliopsida; Brassicales; Brassicaceae. The record is from the annotation of a GenBank genome assembly.
AUGGAGUCUUUGAAGAACAGAACCUUGCUUAAGGUCAUUGUCCUCGGAGAUAGCGGGGUAGGCAAAACUUCGUUGAUGAACCAGUAUCCUCUAUACGUGUACAAGAAGUUUAACCGGCAAUAUAAGGCCACGAUAGGAGCAGAUUUUGUCACCAAGGAGCUUCAUAUUGAAGAAAAAUCUGUCACCUUACAAAUAUGGGAUACGGCCGGACAAGAGAGAUUUCAUAGUCUAGGAGCUGCGUUCUAUAGAGGUGCUGAUUGUUGCGUUCUUGUCUAUGAUGUGAAUGAUCUCAAAUCUUUUGAAACGCUCAACAGUUGGCACUCGGAGUUCCUCAAACAGGCAAAUCCUGUGGAACCUGAGAGUUUUCCUUUUGUUUUGAUUGGUAACAAAACCGAUGUAGAUGGCGGAAACACCCGAGUUGUUGCAGAAAAGAGAGCCAUUGAAUGGUGUGGUGCAAAGGGAAACAUACCGUACUAUGAAACCUCUGCAAAGGAUAAUGUUAAUGUGGAUGAAGCUUUUGGGGGUGUUGCACACAAAACUCUUUCCUGUGAAAUUAAACAAAACAUAUACAUCCCAGUUAUUUCUGAAUCUUUUGCAGGCAUUCAUGACGAGGAGAAGUCAAAGCGUUGUUCUUGCUGA